AUGGCAUCUGUAAUAUACUCCGUAGAGGCCGCGAAAGAGACUUUUUUUAAACAUGGCUUCCUGGACCGGAAAAAUCCGACGGUUAGGGAUAGUAUCCAGGAAAUAGAGAAGAAGGGCUUUGAGUUUUUCUCGGAAUAUAGCCUGGACUUUUGCUAUAACGAGACCUGUAUUCUCGCAUACUACCUGAGAUAUAUAGUAUAUCCGGGCCAUAUUAUAUGCUUUAGGAGGGGUAGUCUAAAGGCUGGACGACAGGCUUUAGUAGUUUAUCUAUUAGCCAAAGGAUCGCGAGUUAGCUAUUAUAGCGGCUCACAUAACCAUUUCUUGCCUACUAUAAAGGAAUUAAGGUUCUUGAACGAAAUUUCUUAA
Messenger RNA from Hyaloscypha bicolor E, 366 nucleotides. RefSeq lists its product as uncharacterized. The record is from RefSeq and is a predicted model, not a curated record. Lineage: Eukaryota; Fungi; Ascomycota; Leotiomycetes; Helotiales; Hyaloscyphaceae. Bases 1 to 366 code for a protein of 121 amino acids. The transcript is spliced from 2 exons.